ACAUGGAGCGCUAUGGACACAGUCUACUCGAAUCAAGUAGGAAUCUAAAGUAAAGACAUAAAUAUUUCUCCAGUUUGGAAACAAACGAUUUUAGAGACCGAGAGGAAAGCAAGGGUGGCCCGUUGAGGAUGGAGUGUGCAUUUGACGCACAAAAUCUGAUCUCCAUUUCUUUGAGGAAAAUCCAAAGCUCCAGGACGCAGAGAGGAGGCAUAAAGCUCCACAAGAACUUACUGGUAACGUACGUACUGAGAAACGCCAGGCAGUUUUAUAUGAGUAAAAACUUGUCGCAAAUGCAGAGGACUCAUCAGUAUGAGGAUGUACCCGCAGUCCAUGAAAGGCAAGAAUACAUUGAAUUGACUGGGAGCUUUACUGAGUUGGCCGAUGACUUCUACUGCAACUUUACUGGGGUUGAGUCGAGUACUUGGCACUGCGGAGCGCACCAGCCCAACGGCCAGCCUGCAGAAGUGGCGCACCAAGACGCAUCCUCCUGCGCAAUGGUUUCACCAAGUGACUCUGAUCUUAUGGUUUCGGAAGCCUGUUGGAGUUGUGCAGACAAAUCCUCCUGGGAGUUACCGAUCCCAAACACACAAGUAAACCAAAAGACUGUCCUUGAUUUGGACACGCAUGUAGUGACUACUGUCACGAAUGGAUACUUCCACUCAGACUGUUGCGCGCAGCCAAAACAGCCGCAGGGCGCGCAGUGCUACACCAAAAAGCGAAAGAUGGACACAAGUUUUCAUAUUGUUGAUCCAGAGUUUUAUUUGCCAGACUUUGGACUAGUGCCAUGUAAAAGGAUGAGGUCUGAUGAUGAUUCACAAUCAGACUCGGACCAGCCGGACAGCACAAACAUCUCUAACCUGAUCUCAGUGUUGGGUUCAGGUGGACUAUCUGAGUUUGUGAGCUGGCAGCAGACGGACCUUGAGCACAUAUUCACCGCUCAAACAAUUUGUCUAAAACAUUCACUGUUUACAGGCAGUGGUUGGACCAGAGCAAUUGAAGCGUUUUGAUUUAUAUGAUUGUUUUUCUUUGUAUCGUUUUAUUUUAUUGCUUUCAAAUAAACCAUGACACGACUGCAGUUCUCUCUCUCCUCUUAUUGAAAAAUGUUGAAGAAAUGUGACUACGCUAUAUGUAGCAAUUAUAUCCGUCUUGGACUACUUUUGCACAUAAACAUUCUUUGUGCCAAUUAACCGAAAUUCUUCAUACAUUAUACAACUGUAUCUUUCAUUUAAGCCGUAUUUCCUUCUGAUUCUGUUGGGGUAUAGGAGUCUGUCUUUGGUUUGUAUUUCCUGAAGAAAUGAGUUAACACUGUUUCUCUGGGAAGAUGUUGGACGAGCUCCAUCAUGUGGCUACUAAAGAUCUGUACAGCUUCAUGCAUCAGAUCAAUGCAGAAUAUCAUUCUGUAAAUGUAUUAUUGAUAUA
Monopterus albus (swamp eel) is the source of this 1419-nucleotide messenger RNA. Its product is annotated as immediate early response gene 5-like protein. The coding region runs from base 129 to 1007 and encodes 292 amino acids. The transcript has a single exon. The record is from RefSeq and is a predicted model, not a curated record. NCBI's taxonomy places the organism in Eukaryota, Metazoa, Chordata, Actinopteri, Synbranchiformes, Synbranchidae.